AUGGCCGCAGACGUGGAUAAAACACCUCCCGGGGAUGAGAGCAACAUUUCGGCGCGGAGUGGGCAGCAGAAAUCGGGCUCUGGAUCGUGGAUCUCAAAGGCGCUUUGGACUCUGGUUAUAGUCGGUGCUGUCCCCGUUGUUGCUUUUGGGAUCAAGUAUUACCAGGACACCCAGCUCAUCAAACGUCAUGUGAGAUCCACAUCUGCGCGCACACACCUCAUGAUGUUACGUUUAUCUGAAUUUAAUGGUCUUAAGAUAUCUAAAGACACCUGGAGUCAGAAAACACACAAAGUUUGGACUGAUCUUUCAUGCACACAUUAAUACCUUUAAAUACAAGAGCAAGUCUAUUGUCAUCCUUCAGUAAUAGUCUCCUUAAAAGCUACAUACAUGUACAAAAACAUACAUCUGCUUAAGUGAUUAUUUGUCAGACAUCUGUCUCCACAAAACACCACCUCUGCAGUUUGUUCACCUCUUGGUGUUUUAUUAGAGGGGUGGGUCUGCUCCACAGCUGGUAAAACUCAACGUCUUGUUAAACUCCCCUCUUGUUUGGCUGCAAAGGGUUUCCUAAGUUGUUGCUGUAUUUCCCUCCCCCCUUCUCCCUCCAUUGUACAGGCACUGGUAGGCACGCAUCUGUCUGAGGAAGGGUGGUCUGAUUUAACACAUGCGGGGAAUUUGUGGCCUCUGGGCUGAUGUUAUCCAAACAGUUCCACUGAGAAUUAGUGGAAGUUGUGACACACGAGACCAAACCCAUGACAUUUUCUAUCUAAAAUGCAGGAUCAUGCGUGUUUGAUUCCUGAAUUUUAGUGUCUUUGCUGUCUCUAAAAAAGGUUCAGUCUAACAGCAUGUACCCCCCAAACAGGAGGACAGUGUCCGAACGCUGGGUGCCGAGGGGCUUUUCCUCUUCUCCUCCUUGGAUACAAAUCACGACCUCUAUCUAAGUCCAGAGGAGUUCAAGCCUAUUGCGGAGAAACUCACAGGUGCGUCACAUCCCUUAUUCAACCUGACGUCCUCUCUCACUUCAAUAUUUUUUCAUCUCUGUAGUCAAGAAUUAUAACCUCACACUGAAUGUGAUUUCUGUGGGUUGCUCGCAGGAAUUUCUCCCCCAGCGGAUUAUGAAGAGGAAGUGAUCCAUGACCCUAAUGGAGAGACUUUAACCCUGGGGGCAAAAAUGCAGCCGCUUCUGCUCGACUCCAUGACAAAAAGCAAAGAUGGCUUUCUUGGGGUAAGCACCGUCAUUGCCAUUAAGAUCUGACUUCCAUUAAGGACUGGAUGGCUCAUAACUUUCUGCAGCUAAACCCUGACAAGACUGAGAUCCUCAUUGUCGGGUUAGAUACCAUAGCUCACAAGGUUGUUCAGUGUAUUGGUUCCCUCUCUUCUGCUGUCCAGUCCAAAGUUAAAAAUCUCAGUUAUUUUCGAUCACUGCAUGAACUUCAAUGCUGUCCCGGUCAUGCUUCUUCCAUCUAUGUAACAUUGCUAAAAUUAAGUCUGUUGUGUCACAUUCUGAACUUGAAAUGAUCAUUCAUGCUUUUGUUUCUUCCUGCCUGGACUACUGUAAGUCACUUUUCACCUGUCUUAGUAAGUCCUCCCUCCAUCUCCUGCAAUUAGUCCAAAAUGCUGCUGCAAGACUGUUAACCAAUUCCAGCCGGACAACUCACAUCACCCCGAUUCUGUGUUCCCUUCAUUGGUCAUUCAGGAUUAACUUCAAGGUUCUUGUUUUUGUAUAUCGAGCUCUACACGGUCAGGCCCCAGAAUAUAUUGCUGACAUGCUUCACCCCUAUAUUCCGCAUAGAUCCCUCGGACUCAUCGAAAAACAAGAGGUGACACCAUUUUUGAAGUGGUGGCUCCAACACUGUGGAACAAUUUACCUGCUGAUAUUCGUUCAGCUGUUUCCACUGUGACUUUUAAAAAGCUUUUAAAGACUCACUUAUUUAAACAGGCCUUUAAUCCCCCCCCCCCCCCCCACGGUUUAAACUCAUGCUCUGUUUAUGCCAUUUUUUUAUUAAAGUUCUUUGAUUUUACUUGAUGUUUAUGAUUGUAUUUUAAAUUUUUUACUGUGAAGCACUUUGUGAAUCUUUUCUACAAAAGCUGCUUUAUGAAAUUAGAUUAGAUUUUACUUACUUGAAGACGUGGUAAAGGCCUAUUGUGAUAUAAGACACACAAAAGCCUUAAACACUGUGAUUACAUUAUGAAUGACUACGCAGCUCCUCACUCUUCUCUGUUUUUUGUUUUGAGACCUACUUUUACACAUUUAGAAGUGGGACAUUGAUUCGAUAUCACCCCUGCAGGUGUCUCACAGCUCUCUGAGUGGGCUGCGCUCAUGGAGGAGCCCAGCAGUGCCUUCCUCUUCUUUCUCCGCCAGCCAGUUUAGAGUUUUCCUUCCCCCGAAAAAUAAAGUGGAAGUUGGAGACACAUGGUGGAUGAUCCCCAGUGAGCUCAACAUCUUCACCGGGUACCUACCCAACAAUCGCUACCACCCUCCCACACCGAAGGGCAAAGAGGUAUCCCAGAGUUUCAGUGCUGAUUGGGUCAACAGUUGUCAUAAUAAUACAGUUUAUUAAUGGCUGUUUUUUUUUUUUGUUUUGCUUCUACAGGUUCUUAUUCACUCCUUGCUGAGUAUGUUCCACCCUCGCCCCUUCGUCAAGUCACGUUUUGCUCCUCAGGGCGCUGUCGCCUGCAUCCGUGCCAGCAGCGACUUUUAUUACGACAUCGUCUUCAGGUGAGAAGACAUAAAAGACUGGAGCGGUGCCCUUUUCUCCUUUCAGCCCAUUAACUGUUAAAUUAUGCAUACUUUACAUUAGUGCUGACAAGUAUACAGCACAUACUAUGAAUGUUAAUGAGGAGGCCCUUCCUGGCAGGCAGCCAUUGGUUUCAGUUUUAAAGCUGCCUUGCAUAUAUUGUAUUUCCAGCGUACGGUGUGUGCAGCACUUGCACUUCCUCUGAGGGAGUUGGAGACUGACUUUCAAAGGCUAAACCCAGACUGACCUGGAAAUGACAGAAACGUUCUGAGCGCAGCUUUCUUUCUUUCUUUCUGUUUGCCUCUGCAGGAUUCACGCAGAGUUUCAGCUCAACGAUGUCCCAGACUUCCCCUUCUGGUUCACCCCGGGCCAGUUCACUGGAAACGUUAUUCUGUCGAAAGAUGCAUCUCAUGUCCGACACUUUCACCUCUAUGUCCCCAAUGACAGGUACAGCUUUUAUCCCCUCUGCAGUUUGUGUAGUAUCAAAUCGCCGAUACUGCAGCUCAAGUGUGAUGUGUCCUGAUGUGUUCUAGGUCUCUGAACGUGGACAUGGAGUGGCUUUACGGGGCAAGUGAGAGCAGCAACAUGGAGGUGGACAUUGGAUAUCUGCCCCAGGUACAGCUGGAGAGAUGUUGGUUGUAGGAGGAUGAAUGGAUUAGGCAAACUAGAGCACACUCUGGGUGUUGACUCUUACUUUUUUGCUGUCCCUGUUUCAAUAAAUCUUUUCAUCACAGUUGGAGCUGCAGUCCACAGGCCCCUCCACACCCUCUGUCAUCAUGGACGAGGAGGGCAACAUCAUCGACAGGAGAGACGGCAGCAGCGAACCCAUCCAGUUCGUCUUUGAGGAAAUUCACUGGACCUCAGAGAUCAGCCGGCAAGAAGCCGCUCGACGCCUCGAUGUCACUCUCUACCCCUUCAAGAAGGUAAUCAUCCCGGCGUUUUCUUGUCACACCGUUAGCUUUAACUCAACCACGUCACUGCUCUCAAUGCUUUGCCUCCCAGGUAUCCUACCUGCCGUUUUCUGAGGCCUUUGAGCGAGCUGAAGCAGAGAAGAAACUGGUGCAUUCAAUUCUGCUUUGGGGAGCGUUAGAUGACCAGUCCUGCUGA
This is a messenger RNA of Xyrichtys novacula (pearly razorfish), 3842 nucleotides long. NCBI's taxonomy places the organism in Eukaryota, Metazoa, Chordata, Actinopteri, Labriformes, Labridae. The record is from the annotation of a GenBank genome assembly.